Messenger RNA from Anisakis simplex (herring worm), 1653 nucleotides. The record is from the annotation of a GenBank genome assembly. NCBI's taxonomy places the organism in Eukaryota, Metazoa, Nematoda, Chromadorea, Rhabditida, Anisakidae.
AUGUCGUUUCGACGUUACGCACGUGCAGCAUUUUGGUUAAGCAAGCAAGUAUUAUUUCGUUUGAACAAUCGAGCGCCAAGCCUUCUAAAAGCUAUUGCUGUUUACAAAAGUCAUCCGCAAAUGACCGCGAUUACAUUCGCCAGAAAGAUGCGUCUAAUCUUUCGUGGUGUCCGAACUCGAGCCAUCGUACGUCCGUUUUCGGUUCUCGAUCACAAUCGAUUAAGAUACAACGAACGAGCGCAUCGAAAUGCUCGUUUUCGAGCCUGGUUUAUCCUCUCAGACAGCAGCUCACCUGAAAAUAUUUUUGAACGAAUCAAGCAAUUAUUUCUCACAAACAUUCGAUACAAUCCAAAUUUAUCAGAUGACGAACUUCCUGCACGAUUGGACGCAUACGUUAUCGGUAGUAAUAUAGCUUGUGGAUGUCACGCAGCCGUUUAUGAGCUACGUUUAAGGAAUCGUAGCGAUUCACUCUCAAAUGAUAAAGAUAAUAGCAAAACAAUUGAAAUGGAAAAACAAUCCGAAAAUAACCCUUCGUAUAAUAAUGAUCCACUUGUUAUAUAUCCGUUAGCACUAAAAAUAAUGUUCAAUUAUCAAUUUGAUGCACCCGAACGAUUAUUAUGGAUCGAUAUGGGCCCAGAACUAAUACCGUUCAAAAAUGCGGACAAAAUUCUUGGAAAAUAUUUACCGAAAUUACGAAUACUACCAAAAAGUCAUCCAAAUGUUAUCAAGAUUUAUACAGCAUUCACGGAUCGAAUGCCGAUACUGAGUGAUGCACGCUCACUUUAUCCAGAAGCUUUACCAAACGCUAAUUUUUAUGAGUUAAUUAUUGAGGAACCCAAGACUUUAUUCAUUGUUAUGAAACGGUAUCGAAUGACAUUACGUGAGUAUGUACUGACGGUGAAACGUAAUCUCUGGAGUGCACGUGUUCUGUUUGCUCAAUUACUUGAAGCAAUCGUUUUCUUGUAUGAAAAUAUGAUCAGUCAUCGCGAUAUGAAAUCCGAUAAUAUACUUCUUGAUUUUGAUUCACCAGACACACAUUCAGUAGUUCAGAUCCGUAACGCACGUCCUGGUCCAAACCAGUACGUCAACUUCCGAAUGGCCGAUCUUUGGGCUGCCGCUACACUAGGUUAUGAAAUUUAUACCAGGUACAUACGCUUACGUAUAUGGAUUUGUUGCUGUAGUGCUCUUCUCUUUGUAUCUCUCUGCAUUAUCUGGACAAACCCAUUUUAUAGUCGUCUGAAGAGUUGUGCGUAUGCUGAGCAGGAUUUGCCUGAACUCCCAAAGCAACUUCCUUGCGCAAUCAAAACACUAAUCAAAGAAAUGUUAAGAUGUGAUCCAACAGAGCGACCGGAUCCACGAGUAGCAGCGAACGUUCUGUGUGUAUCGUUGUUUCGAUGCGGUGAUAACGAACUGCUGCAGCAAUCAUUGCUCAACGAAUCAACAAUGAUCAUGCCGAAAAGCGCUGAUUCGGAGAAUGAACGAAAAGAAACGAGCAAACUGUUGAGCUUAUUACGUGCAAGCUACGAAUCACGACUUGAUGACUUAGUCUUGUUGUAUACAGCCGAAACAAUUCUUGCUAAACGUCCCGUUGAAUCGGGUAAAAAAACGAUCAGUGCUGCGGAAUUACAAGUGAUGGGAACGCAGAAGUCGUAA